Messenger RNA from Castor canadensis (American beaver), 1125 nucleotides. The record is from RefSeq and is a predicted model, not a curated record. Lineage: Eukaryota; Metazoa; Chordata; Mammalia; Rodentia; Castoridae.
AUGUUCCUGGUUGACCCUGUGGUGGGCGCCAUAUGGGAUCCAGAUCCCCUUCCUGCUGACAGACAGAAGACGAUACCAGGUCUUCCUACCCGCCGAUCCCCACAGACGGACAGACGGACAGACGGAGCCCGCGCCGUGCGCACUGCAGGCCUCAUCAGAGCCUUUGUCGGGAAUUCCCUGACGGGGACCUUGGGGACGCUCAGUGGUGCCCAGCUGACUGUUCGAGGCCAGGUCCAUGGAGGGGACAAGUUCGAGAACACCCUGAUCUUCAACAACUCAGGUAUGCCGGGAUCGGGGGCUGUGAACUUCUCCUGCCUCAUUUACAGAAUCACCUUCAUGAACUGCACCUGGGUGCCUGGCCCUGCCGCACCCGCGGAUGUCAUCUAUCACCUGUACUCCUGGUUUAACAGGGAUGACGAUGAGGUCGAAUGUCCCCAGUACCUUCUGGAUUUGAGGGGGACCCGCGUGGGCUGCCAUUUUGAUCAACUCGGGGAACCCAACCGCUGGGAUAAUUAUUUCUUCUUCAUCAACGGAACCAGCCAGGAGUCGCUCAUCCCAUUCGUGGAUUUUGUCCCAUUCGUAGCCGUUCAAAACGAAAAGUACAAUGCCCCAGCAAAUGUCACCGUCCACAACCGAGGACCGGAAACUGUCAUCGCGUGGGACAAUCCACACAGGAGGUUUGACCUGGCACCUGCGACCUUCUGUUACGAGCUUGACCUUCAGAGAAAGAUCUUCCAGAGGGGACAAGACAGGAAUGAGUACCGGGUGCCCAGGUCCCAGGGGGACACGGAAAGUACCGUGCGCAUCCGGGUCCGUCACCUGCGGGGUCACCUGUGGAGCGACUGGAGCCAGACGCUAAGCUUUGGUGUCCCCAAGGACAGCCAUGGCCACCUCGCCGUGACCCUGGGCCUGGUGGUGGGGACAGUGGCCAUGUGCACCGGGGUCCUGCUGCUCCUCUGCAAAAGGUGUGCACUGAGGAGAAAGCUGUUUCCAAAUAUCCCGCAGGUGAAAGGUGACUUUUCCACCAUCUUUAUCUCAAACCAGGAGGUCACCUGGGCGCACACCUGUCCUCCAGCCGAGCCCCGGGAAGCCGAGGACAUCCUCACGGUGCAGGACACAUCGUAA